This is a messenger RNA of Effrenium voratum, 1536 nucleotides long. The record is from the annotation of a GenBank genome assembly. Lineage: Eukaryota; Dinophyceae; Suessiales; Symbiodiniaceae.
AUGUUGGCGCGCAAGCUGCCUCCCACUGAUAAGUUGAUAUGCGCCAGGUAUGCCUGUUGCUUGCUGUCCAAGUCAACUGAAGUCAAGUGCCCCGUCCGUGAGGCUUCCUGGGAAGCAUUCGCAGCCAUCAGGCAGAAAGCGCGGCAGGAUGCGAGCUUCGGAGGCUGCCAGACGCAGCUGCUGCGUGAGUAUCACAGAUGGCCGCCUGCCACCAUGGCGGCCAUUCUCAUUGCUGCCUCUCGCGUGUUUCCUGCCGGUCACGAAUGCACAGAAAAGCUGCUCCGGAAAGUACUUUGGAGAGUGCAGCACUUUAUCAGCUGCCUCAACGUGCGGGAGCUACUGAGCAUGCUUGAGGUGUUUGCAUUUCGUGGUAUUCGAGAGCACGAUCCCAGGCGAACUGACCUCUUUCUGGCCGCGAUUCCUCAACUUCAAGCCCAGGCUGCAGUUCUCAGCCUAAGUGAAGUUCGGCGAGCGGCUGCACUCUACAAGCAGCUCAACAUCCGGAAUGAGCCAUUGUUUCAUGCCCUUGGGCAGAGGCUCGACGAGCUCUUGGAGGCAUCAUUGCAGAGGCGGCGGCACGAUGUGGACAAGCUAAAGAGUAGAGCAGGCCCAGAGGAGGCAGCUGUGAUGACCUUCCUCGGAGCUUGCGGUCGCUUGAACAUUCUACCUCCGAAGGCACAUCAGCUUCUCAACGUGGUGGGGCCAUCCGCUCGUGCUAGGAAGGAUCUGCCCCGGCUUGCCGCCUUGGCGCAGUUGGCGGCCAAGUUUGGUCUCGGCGAUGCUGGAGAAGCCAACCAGAUCCUCAUCGUGGUGAGUGCGGCAUUCGAGAGGGCUGUACCUGAUGCUCCUAUGUCUAAGGGUUAUGCCUCCCAAGCGGUUUAUGGUCAGCUACUGAUGGCGCUGGUGUUUGAUGAGACUGAAUGCCAAAUGCGUGACAGAGCAUUGGUGGCUUCAAUUCACGCGGUCUUUGCCGACUUUGGUUCUGCGAUUGCUGCACUGGAUGAACGACUAGCAAGGCAGCUUCAGGUGGCAGAGCUGGCCUGCCGUGUGGAACGCCCCGGCGUGAUGCAACACUUGCAGCUCAAGGGGCUGACGGCCUUUCUGGAGGGUGUGAAGCAGCUGGAUGAUGCGUCGCAGCCAUUGCCAAAAUGUUCUUCACAGCAGCAUCUCCAGGUCUCUGGAGCUCUCAGAGAACUAGGUGUGAAGCACAGCACAGAGGAGAAGUUGCAGCCUUACGUGGCAGACGUGCGGCUGGCGAGGCAGCAGCGCUUGAUUGAGAUCGAUGGGCCAUUGCACUUCGUCUCGAACUCGACUCGCUAUGACAUGAAGAGCUCCUUGAAGCAUCGCUUGCUGACCAAGCAGGGCUGGGAUGUCCACCACAUCGCUUGGAACGACUGGCCAACACAUCAUCAUACCAGGCUGACAUACGUGGCCAGGCUGUUGCGAAGCCCACCGCCUGGCAAGCAAUUGAUGGAGUAUUCUCCGCUUGAGCUCAGGGCGGCAGCUGAUGUGCACAAUGACCUGGACAAAGCCUGA